Colletotrichum chrysophilum is the source of this 1200-nucleotide messenger RNA. RefSeq lists its product as uncharacterized. Gene Ontology annotation, cellular component: cytoplasm. NCBI's taxonomy places the organism in Eukaryota, Fungi, Ascomycota, Sordariomycetes, Glomerellales, Glomerellaceae. The transcript has 2 exons. The record is from RefSeq and is a predicted model, not a curated record. Gene Ontology annotation, molecular function: tRNA methyltransferase activity. Bases 1 to 1200 code for a protein of 399 amino acids. Gene Ontology annotation, biological process: cytoplasmic translation; tRNA methylation.
AUGGGUAAAUCUUCCAAGGACAAGCGCGAUGCUUACUACCGUCUUGCCAAGGAGCAAGGCUGGCGUGCACGCAGUGCAUUCAAGCUGCUGCAGCUCGAUGAAGAGUUUGACCUGUUCGCCAAUGUGACGAGAGUCGUUGACCUGUGCGCCGCCCCUGGUAGUUGGUCCCAGGUCCUGUCUCGUGUCCUUAUCAAGGGCGAGAAGUUCGGCCGUUCGGCAUGGCAGGAUCGCGAGGCCAAGUUCCGCCAGGAGAUGCUCGGUGUCUUCCCCUCUGCCCUUGAGUCCGAGGCACCUGAGAAAGCCGAGACCGAAGCUCAAGAGCCCCAACCCAGGAAAGACGUCAAGAUUGUAUCGAUCGAUCUCCAGCCCAUCAGCCCUCUGCCUGGCAUCAUCACCCUGCGUGCAGACAUCACUCACCCUGCCACCGUUCCCCUGCUCCUGAAGGCUUUGGACUCCGACUACGACGCCACGACCAAGAGCAAGCAGGCCUCCAGCCCCGUCGACCUCGUCAUCAGCGACGGUGCCCCUGACGUCACUGGCCUCCACGACCUCGACAUCUACGUGCAGUCCCAACUCCUCUUCGCCGCGCUCAACCUCGCCCUCUGCGUGCUGAAGCCCGGCGGCAAGUUCGUCGCCAAGAUCUUCCGCGGCCGCAACGUCGACCUCCUCUACGCGCAGCUAAAGGUCUUCUUCGAGACAGUCAUCGUGGCGAAGCCCAGGUCCUCCCGCGCGAGCAGUGUCGAGGCCUUCAUCGUCUGCAUCAACUUCCAGCCCCCCGCCGGCUUCCAAGCUAGCCUGGAGAACCCGCUCGGCGUGGGCCACGAGUUGCCUAAGAUGGUUGAGGAGAGAACGGCCCAACUUCCCGUUGUCGCUGAUGCGCUCAUGCAGAACCCUAUCACUGGCACCUGGGAUACUGCCCCCACCGCUUCCGCGACCAAGGGCGAAGGCGAAAUUGUCGAGGUCGAAGCCUACGACGAGACGGACGAGACCACUGACCACGAGAAGCACAUCAGAUGGAUUGCACCCUUCAUCGCAUGCGGCGACCUUUCAGCAUUCGACUCUGAUGCUUCCUACCAACUGCCUGAAGACCACGUUUCUCUCGACCCUGUCCAGCCUCCUACCGCACCCCCUUACAAGCGUGCCAUCGAAUUGAGAAAGGCCGCCGGCGGAGCCUACGGCAAGACCUCCGUCAAGGUAUAA